AUGGCAUCGCGACCAACAAUGACCAUAACUACUCAGAGAACAGCUCAGAGACCUGGUGCACCAUCUACCGUCUCCACAUCGUCUUCGACGUCCUCAAAUGCAACCAUCCGGCCGCAUGUCACCACGCCUAGGGCGACUUCGCCUGCUUCACGCAUGUUUGUGACAACUGGAAGUAAUCAGCGCACGAAAGUACCAGGUUCUCGCCAACCACCCUCCAAGACAAUCCUCAUCAGACACCCCCACUGGGCAGAGUCGUCCACGGUGCAGCAGAAUACGCCGUUGCUUGAUGUAAAAGAUGUGCUCAAGGGACUCAGCUGGAGAUUGGAACAGUUUCUAGAUAUGGGGGCUUCCUUCCCUCUCAUAGAGCCCGAGAUGGUCGUUGCGGCACGGCAAGACAUGAGCAUUUGCGGCACCGCCCUGGACUUGCUGGCAUCUGCGGUUCUCGCUGACGGCGACCCACCGAUUUGCGAGCUGCCACUCGUAAAGAUGGAUGCAAACGGAAAGCCAUAUGCGGAGAAUACGGUACCAGUCACCAGCAGCAACAGCCCAGAUGCGCUUAAGCCCUUUUUUGCUGCUUGGCAAAAUGUUGCUCAGCGAGUUCAGCAACUCGAUCCUCCGAGACAGUCUACGAUUGCGAGGAUUAUCUGUGACUUGGAUUUGACGGAGAGUGUCAUGCAUCCCUUGGUGAAUCAACUAGCCACUGAUUUACGAAAGUUGGCCAAGGAGAUCAAUCAAAGUAGAUCGUUCCUGGAUCAGCUUGACGAAGCCAUGAUGAAUGCGCUCAAGGAGUCUGCCAGGGUGUCAAUGAUGCCCAUUCGCAAAGGCACGAUGAAUAUCAUGCAGCUCCCAACUGUCGGAGAAGGUUCAGAGCCGACCUCUUCUCAGAAUAGCUCACGGUCUUCGUCCCGCUCGUCGCGACGUGGGUCACGAUCCCACUCACGAUCAAGCUCGCGGCGAGGUGACAAGGGCUACUCUGACAUGAACGGAGAACGGGGACAAUCUUUGAAGCCCAAGAGUAGCACUCAGUCCCUAAGGCUGGGAGCAGACAACAUGCCGUUGUUGGAUGGAGAAUACGGCGAUAAUGAUGGGACAGCCACCGGAUCGGAGAUGAAUCCCCAUCAUCACCCGGCGUUAACCGCCUCAUCCCCGCGCCCCCUGCGCGCACAGCCGGGCUCAUACCCAGAGCGCCCUUCAUCACGAAACCAAUCAACGGAUAUAUACAGCGGAGUUGCACCUAUCACAAUUCCAGCUUUUACUCCCGGACAGGCCGACCUAUCCAACCUCUUGGCCUCUACCCAUCUUGAGGACAUGCACAAGGCUUCUCGAGGAACGACUUUACCGGGCCCACCGCCCAAUAACCCGAUCGGUGUUGUUCAUCUACAACCCAUGCCGUCUGACACCCCUCCUGUUCGCCAACGAGGGCCACGACCACUACCGCCAAGACCCUCUCCAUCUCCCCAGCCACCUCAACAACCCCUUGUCAACAUGUUUGAGGUACCAUCAAUGUCUGCAGUACCAGACCAAAAUGCUCCCGCUCCUGCACCUUUCACAAUCCCUCCCCCUCCACCCACCCUGGUCAAUAUGGCACCGGUGUCUAGCCAGGUUUUCUUUGUACCCUCCAUCUCAGAAGUCUCUUCAUCGUCUGCCUAUGACCUCCAAAAGGUUCGAGAUCAAUAUGCGAUGGGUUCCAACUCUAGUUUAGCGCACUCUGACCACGAAUCGGUACGAUCACGACGGGUCGGAAGGAUCAUGUACCCUUCUGCAGAGCCUAGUCAGGGACCACUUCGCAGCGAUGGUUUCGUCAAUAAUGGGUCCAGCAAUCCUCUCAUUCCCAAUUGGGGAUCAGACCCCAACUACCCAACCUGGUAUCCAGGCCCCACUGGGAAUCCAGUCCCGCAAGUUGUAUCGAGUGAACCAGAGCCGAAGAAGGAAGGGUUCUUCGACAGCGUGAAAACUUUCCUACGCGGUAAUCAAGAAAAGUCCUCGCAGUCUUCGGAUCGCAACUCAUCUGACUCGCGUCUCCAUCCAAGCAGCGUUGCGAUCACGCCGCAAGAUGCCUCAGCAUAUUACCGGGGUAGAUCAAACUCUCCGCUCCCACAUAUGCCACCUGCGAAUAUGGUACACUCUUAUGGUCCCAUACCUCCUCACCCACAUCCUCUGUCAAACGGCCAUUCCCCAUCACCGAGACCUGCGUCGCCUCAGAUUUCACCCGGCUAUGCGAACGCGUUUCAAGCAAAUCCAGUUGCAGCGAGUUCUUACCAUGGCGCAGGUCCGUCUGGGAGCCGGCGUUCAGAGUAUGCACCGACGCUCUUGGACAAUGCACCAAAGGCGGAAGCGAAUCGACCGCGUGAAGAUGUCAAAAACCCAGAUGUAGAUGCAAUCGUGGAGACGGUGUAUGCCGCAAUUGCAGAAUGCCUGGGCUCGUCUGUCCUCCGACCUGUUCUUGCCAAAGACGAAAAGCGGGCGUAUUACUCUGCGAUGGGCCUUGCGAUCCUCAACGUAUCCCCGACUCUACAACAAGGCUCUGGAGACACACCAAAUUUGAUCCGAGUCAUGUCUAGGAAUGUACGACUGACAGACCUACCUGGAGCGUAUCGUACGUGUGCAACCGAGCUUGCGUCGAUUGGGCGAGAGGUACGAAAGCUUCGUGAGGAAGAUGACGAGCGCGCCAUUGCCUAUGUGGCACGAGGCAAAUCCCUUCCCGAACCCCGCAUAAGCAGGGUGCAGAAAUUGCUCGAGAGGGGCGUUGGCUGGGUUGGCGCAGAUGGACGGGUGCGAGGGACGAGCAACAGGAGUGGUGGGACGGGCAGAUCGCUCGAGUUUUCGAACAAGAUUACGACGCUCGCGCUAGACAUGAUGAAGCUCCCGGCGUUCCAAGAGGAGAAGCUACGAAAGCUGGUUGGGCCUGCUGGAGCGAGUGCAGCAUACUGA
Molecule: messenger RNA, 2931 nt
Organism: Serendipita indica DSM 11827
Lineage: Eukaryota; Fungi; Basidiomycota; Agaricomycetes; Sebacinales; Serendipitaceae
Source: the annotation of a GenBank genome assembly